Molecule: messenger RNA, 632 nt
Organism: Halteromyces radiatus
Lineage: Eukaryota; Fungi; Mucoromycota; Mucoromycetes; Mucorales; Cunninghamellaceae
Exons: 4
Coding region: 21-539 (172 amino acids)
Biological process (GO): intrinsic apoptotic signaling pathway
Cellular component (GO): mitochondrion
Source: RefSeq, a predicted model, not a curated record
AUUUCUACAACCUGGUUACCAUGAAUUCACUACGAAUCAUCUAUUCAACUCACCAUUUACCCUUACGGACCCUUGUCAGUCGAUCUAUUUCUACAAAAACAAAUGAUAUUUCACAACCUGUUACUGAAGAUAUGAUUGGUACACCUGAUCCUAUAUCUAAUUUACGACCUGUAAAAUAUUUUAUUUCUCCUACAGAAUCAACAGAGGAAAAAGAAUGGCGAUUACUCCAACAAAAAGUUGAUGAUUUCAAUCAAACUUUUUGGACCAAUAAUAAUACCAUGUUUUCAAAAGCAAAGGAAGAAUAUGAACAACAAUUACUGGCCAAUGGACAAGAAGUGACAGCGGAAGCACUUUCUGUUUUUUACAAGGAUUUUUUAGACAAGGCAUAUGAUCGACAAAUGGAAUAUAAUAAGGCUUGGUGGAAAAUGAAUAUAUCUAUGUUAUAUCCUGGAUUCAAGGCUACAAUUCGAAAUAUCAAGAAACUUCGAGUGGAAACUACAAGGGAAACAGGAUUUUGGGACAAAAGCUUUGAUUCUUAGAAAUUAGAUAUAAUUUAUGAUAUAUAUAUAUUUCAUUCCAUCAUUCCCUAUAUACAAUACUUUUCAUCCAUUCAUGUUCAUCUCUUUCAUUAC